ACAUUCCUCUGCCGGUAGCGUCAAAGACAAACGCUGUAUGGACUUCAAAACACAAAUAAUGUCCUACACAACCUAACUGGUAGACUGAUGCAUAACCAUGGAUGAAGAGGACAGUCAAGAUGAGCUGAUCAACCGAAACGUCUCCCAAGGAAAAGGCAAAAGACCUGCCAUGUCCAUCAUCUCUGAUGAUGAAGACAAUUCAGAAGAUGGAGGAGAAUCAGAAGAGGGAGAGACUAACAGCGAGGAAGAUGCUUCUGAAGAUGAAAUUUUGGAUGGUGAGGAGGACGAUGAAGAGGAGGAUGACGACAGUGAAGAUGAGGACUCUGCUAAGGUCCUGGAGGGAGCUGUAGGAAAUGUUGCCGCUGAUGCAGUGGACCUGAGCUCAGAUGAGGACUCUGAGAAAUGUUCCAUCUGCCUGAACUCAUUCCACGAGCAGCCUGUGGCCACACCAGAGGCCUGUGAGCACUACUUCUGCCUGGACUGUAUUCUGGAAUGGUCGAACAAUGCCAACUCUUGUCCAGUGGACCGGAAAAUCUUCAAUAACAUUCUUCUUAGAAAGUGUCAUGGCGGGAAAGUCCAAAAAACAAUUGCAGUCCAGAAACCGAUAAAACCCGGGCAGGAGGAGCAGGUGGAUGAGGAGUUGGAUCAGACCAGCUGUGAGGUAUGCGGGGGUCGAGACCGUGAAGAUCGCCUCCUGCUUUGUGAUGGCUGUGAUGCCGGGUAUCACAUGGAAUGUCUUACACCGCCUUUGGAUGCUGUACCUGUAGAGGAAUGGUUCUGCCCCGAAUGCAUCGCCAGCAACCGCAGCUCGGGGUCAAAUCAGGUCAGCGAGGAGGAGAGCAGCUCUCUGCCCACCACCAGCCGUCCGCAAUCCAGACCCACCCGAGCUAUUGCGCGGACCCAGCACAGCGAACGGGUUCGGGCCAACGUCAACAGGCGUCGCAUCACGCAGGCACGAACAGCAGCCGAGCUCACGCCCAGAUAUCUGAUGCAGUCCACGUGGUUGGAUGAGACCAUUAACGCUGUAGUGGCUGGUCUCAACACAGCCGUGUAUGUGCGAGACCUGACUCCCCGUGCCAAAUCCCGUCGGAGGAGGAAGACAGCUAAAAGAAGGAAAACCAAUGGCAAAUCCCUGACUGUAGGAAAAACAAAUCUAGGGGUUAAGAGGCGGAAACGCAAAGCGAGGAGGUCAAAAUUUAGACGAAAAGUGGUUAAAAGGAAGGAAACCAAUUCCAGAGGUCGUAUUGCACAGAAUUUGGGGAUUAAAAAGGCCAGAUCUGGUUCACUCAUCCCUUCAGUUUAUCGGCCGUCUGAGAACAGUUUAGGAAGCAUGCGGGCAGAAAUCGGAGCAGCCUCUCUCUCGGUGUAUGGAGAUCCUUUUGAUCUGGACCCAAUUGAUGACAGGGAGGAUGAGAUGCAAUUUCCAACAUCACCCUCUGUUUUGGCUGCCAAACGCCGCGGCCUGUCCCGUUCUGCCCUGCGCUCCCAUCAGCCUGUGGCACGUCCUAUUACUGCCGGCCUCUCCAGGCGUGGUCUGAGUAUCCCACAGGCAGAAGAGGUUACAGCAGCAGGCCCUGUACCAGACCUGCUGGGGAGUAUCCUCACUGGUCAGAGCAUGCUUCUCAUGGACAGUUCUAAUGUGGUCAUCAACAGGGACGGCUCUCUCAAAUCUAACAGACCUGUGUGCCUGUCCUUGCCAAGAAGCACUACCCCAAUUGGAUCAAUCUUAGGGGAAGCAGCAAACCCGACAGACUCCGAAACAAGUCCCUUCCACACCAGUGGAGGGGCUGGUUGUCCUUCCUCUAGCCCUUUGAGGAGACCCUCAUCAGCGCACUCCUCCCCAAGUCCCUGUUCAAUACCACAAACUCCCACAUCUCUGUGUCCACCCGUACCGUCUCCUCAUUUUCCUAACUCUCACCCAUCUUCAGGGGGCCAUCCUCGCUUGAAUCCAGGUCCUCCACCUAGACCGCUUGCCUUAAACACGCAGAGACCUGGAAAUGGGAUUAGAGAAUUGAACAGCCCUCAACAUCAAGUCAACGGCAGCACCAACCGACAGCCGCCUGUAAAAAAGCCCCCUCCCAAACCUGUAUGGGUGGAUGUUUCUAUAUUACCCAGGAUACCCAAAAUUAAAAAAGAAGGUACAUCCAGCACAAAUAAUAGCAGAGGGAGUAAUAACAACAGCUUGCCUGAGUCUUCUAUGACCACCUUAGCAGGCGAUACGGGUAGGGAACAUACUGUUGACCAAAAAGGCACAAGUAACACUCAACCAAACAGGACGAUGGACAAUCAGAGGCAAAGACCUGACAGAACCGGGUCUUCCUCUACGUUUUCUAACUCUUUCACGUCCACCACGUCUUCCCUCGGUGCCUCGUCAAAUUCAUGCCCGUCCUCUUCCUCCUCCGUCAGUUUCCGCAUCAACACAAGUGGAAACCCGUGGCACGCUCGGCGACUUUCUGCAUCAGGAGGGACUUCGCCUGGAAAUAAUGAAGAGAGCGUUAAGAGAAAUGAGAAAGGUAAACAGUCGCUGUUUUCUUUAAAAUCACGGUCUAAAGAGGUCAAAAGGGAGGUCUAUGACCCCUUCGACCCUACGGGCUCUGAUUCUUCUGAUAGUGAACCUGAGAAUAAGAGUUCUGACUUUAGAACUGAAAGAACGGAGUCUAGAAUACCAGCAGGACCUAAUGAAGAUGCCUGUCAUCAAAUAAAAUCUGAGCCUAUGGAUGAAGAUCCAGAGAGAGGCUUUGAAAUAUAUCCUAUAGUGCUUCAGUCAGACAUCGCCCAAAUUCAGAAACCUUCAAGAGAUCAUGUUGUGGAUUCAAGCAGUUCAGAAGGAAGUCUGGAUGUUGAUCAUGGUGGAACACAAGGAAGCCCAAUUAAAGACUCAGAAGAUCUUCCAGAAUCAAGUAUUACAUGCAGUGUGAAGACCGAAGUAAAGUCCGAGCCUGAAGAUGGACCUCCACUUGUCAAUCCACAGUCGACGUCUCAAAAAAAGGAGAUUCGAGGAAAUCCACAGCAAGGGAACAGGGUUUUUAAAGAGCUCCCUGGAGUGAGUGCCCCUUUAAAUGCUACUAAUGUAGCAAAGGAGGAGAAAACAUCUCACAAGUCGCAAUCCAGAAGGAGGUCGCCGUCCAACUCCCAAAGUCCAUCUAAAGACACGCACAAAAAGAAACACUCAAGGUCCAAAGACAAACGCAGGUCACGCUCAAACUCAAGAGAUCGGCUGGAUUCCAAAUCGAAAGAGAGACAAAAAUCUCGCUCUAGAUCCAGGGAUAGGAAACAACCGCGAUCGAGAGACAGGAGGAGCUCGUCUAGCUCUAGCAGCAGAGAGAGGAAGCCGUUCAGGAAAAGCAAUGAGAAAAUUGACAGCCGAGGGCGAGAGAGAAGAAAGAGGUCGAAAGAAAUAAGACGAUCACGAUCGGUUUCUAGAUCAAGAUCGAGAGAGAGGAGGAGGACGUCGAAAGAUGGUGGCGAGAAGUCAAUGAGGCACAAGUCAAGAUCAACGUCUAGAGAACGAAAGCGGCGGGAGGAUCGAUUGGAGAGCGAUAGACGUAGAGAGAAGAGCAAGAACAUGACAGAGGCUGGUGUAAACAAGACUUCAACCCCCUCAAAAAGAGAAAAGGAUACAAGAGCACACAAGAGCAAAAAUACGGUUUCAUUACCAUCAGUAAAACAAGAGGUCCAGACUGUAAAGAUACCAACCCAUUAUGUUGGGUCAUCAAGUCAUGAUGACCCAACCAAAACACUUACUGAAAGCAAAGAUUCUCCCAACUUGUCGAAUGAGCUGAAAAUGUUUGGGGUUGAAGAAAUUAAACAGGAGAAACUUUCAUCCAUGGUGGGAUUGAAGGCUUUAAAAUAUAUCAAGAAAGAGGAGGAGCUCAACACCUGUGAAGAAUCAGAUAUCGUGAAACAAGAAACGUUUUCUUCUUCAGACGUCUUCAAUGAAAAAUCUCCAGAUUGUAGUGAAAUAAAUUUAGACGCUGGUGAUUUUGGGAAAACCCAAGAUGAUGAAACAAGCGCUAGGCCAAAAAACAUAAAAAUAGAGCAAAUAUGGCCCGAUGAAGAGGAUUCUCCAUGUUGCAGUGACAACCCUCUUGUCAUCAGUUUGGAAAUGCCUGACGUAGACUCUGAAAACUGUAUGAAGGAGAGCAUGGACCUAUCUCCUUUAAUGGACGAGACAUCAGAAGACCCAAUAGAACAGGAACCUGUUGAUAUGUCUGAUGAUGAUAUCAAUGUUGACUACUUGAUUGACAAUUUGGAUUUCAUUAAGAAGGAGAUGAGCGAGAGCUCUGCGGCCGACUCCACAGAUGCUGUCAACAUCAAGUCUUCUGCUGAAGAAGCUGAGUGUGAGAAUAAGACGAUGACAGAAUCUGUCACUGGUGGUGUGAAGUCCAAAUCACAUGGAAAGAGAGUCACCUGGAAUCUGAAAGAACCUGAAGCACCCUCAUCUGAAAAAAAGAGCAAAAUUGCGCUCUUCAAACUGAAACUGAAGCAGGAUGGCUUUCGUAGGUCUUCCGUCGCCCAACAGACCUCUUGUCAGGAUAAAACUCAGGCUGAACAGAAACUCACAGCAAAUGUCUCCAGUCCGCUGUCACAAGAUGAAUCCAGCAGGCCAAAAUCCCACAAGGAAAAGCUAUCACAGGACCCCCAUCAGAAAGAUAAGUACAUGACGAAACUUCAAAUGCAGGAACGGGCCAUAGAAGAGGUGAAACUGGCCAUUAAACCCUUCUACCAGAAAAGAGACAUUACUAAAGAAGAGUACAAGGAGAUCGUGCGUAAGGCCGUUCAGAAGGUGUGUCACAGCAAGAGCGGCGAGAUUAACCCUGUGAAAGUCGCUCACCUGGUCAAAGCCUAUGUGGAUAAGUAUAAACACGCGAGAAAACACAAGAAAGAGGACAGCGAACAGAGUCAAGGCACAGACCCAAAAAACAUGCAAACGUCAACUUGAGGAGCCACGUCUGCACCAAAUGGUGUCUUUAACAAACAGCUUGGUGGCUGUUGGUUUAAUUUGAAUGUUUUUAAACGGGGAAUUUCUAUAUUGAAACUGGAAACUUUAAGGGCUCAGUCUUGUUUUCAGGUGAACGUUGUAUGUUGUAUGUUUUUCUUUGAUUGUCAAGAUUAUUCAGAAAGAAAGUGUCUUUUCAGUGUUGCGAGUGUAUCUGAAGUGUAAAAUAUGUUAAAUGUGUAAUAUUCUCCAUGGUUUAAAAGCUCUCGAGGGAGUUGAAGAUAAAAGUUCAGUACACGAUAGGCUGUAUACGAAAACAAUACUGAGACGGUGAGUAUCAGUGAAACCGACGUACGUACAAUUGAAACCUAUGGGGCGAUAAUGAAAUACUGUCAUUUGCAAGAUUAUCACAUUUUUGGUUUUGGUUUUUGCACUUUCACAGACAAUUUUUUAUGGUCGUCAUCAAAAAUGUCACUCAGUUUAAUCUCUGUUUGGAAAUAAGUUCUGUCCCACUUGUAACUUUGGAAAACUGUCAAGUUUUUAAAGACCCUAAAAUCAUUAGAAAUGACUUCACAGGAAGUGAUGUAUACCAGCAGAUGUAUACGUGACACAUAAGGUGUUUGCUAAAGAUUAUUUAUUUGGAUUAUGAUAAGAAUACAAUUACUGAUGUUGAGACUUAAUGUUUACUUUUAAAGCAAAUUGGUGUUUCAAGCAAUGCAGUUUACACAUUUAACCGAAAAACAUGCGAAAGAUUCACUCAGAAGACACUCCGGUGGCUUUAUGUCAUUCAGGUUAUAACAUGUAAAUAAAGUAAUAUACAAGGUUCUCCAAUGGCACACAUGAACAACGCCUUAUUUUUUGUUAAGCUGAAAUAUAGACAUGAAUAUGAGCUGUACUGAACUGUAUGGCAGAUUUUCCUUUUGAUUUAGAUGUUUCUUGUUUGUUGCAAUCUUGUGAAGGACAUGCACGGGGCUUUUAUAAGAGGACUUGUUUGUUUAAAAAUGAAAAUGUACCCACAUGAAUGGCAGAGAGCAUAACAGUGGCUGCUGCUCAACGGCAAGUUGACUCGGAACGAUUUGCCUUUGAAAUGAGAUGUUUUGUAAAUGUAUGUCUUCCCCAUUCAUGGAUUACUAAGAAAGAAAAUCUGUUAAUUCAAAUGUUUUGUUUUCUAAUGUUUUCCACUGACGGUUUUAAAUUUUCGAGAGGUGGAUUGAAAAAUAUUUUUUGGUGAUUUUUCUCAUUUGGUAACAUCUCACGUUGAGAAUGAUUGGCCUGUUUUUCAGUGGCAUAUUGCAUGGGGAUGGAAUUGUGUAUUGGGAACAUCCAUGUUGCUGUUUUGUAAAUAAUUUUA
Molecule: messenger RNA, 6290 nt
Organism: Triplophysa dalaica
Lineage: Eukaryota; Metazoa; Chordata; Actinopteri; Cypriniformes; Nemacheilidae
Gene: phrf1
Product: PHD and ring finger domains 1
Exons: 18
Coding region: 98-4942 (1614 amino acids)
Source: RefSeq, a predicted model, not a curated record